AUGUCAGAUUCCAAAAAAGAUAUGGAACGAAAAAAAAAGGAGGUGAUGAAGAAACUGAAGAAUGGUGAAUUUAUUGCUAAGGCAGAACCACCAUCUUCAUCGCAUGGUUCAUUUUGGCAACAUUUAUUACGUGUUAAAUCUUCCAAUGAUGAAUAUCAACCAUUCGUUCAAUGCCGAUUAUGCAAUGACAUUUUAUCAUAUUCAAUUUCUAAUGGAACUUCUACCAUUAGUUAUCAUGUUAAAAAUUGUCUUGAAAAAUCAAAUCAACCAAAGAACAAUUAUACUCUUGAUAAAUAUUUAAAUAAACCAAAUGAAGUUAAUGUAUCAGCUGAUGAUAAACGGUCAAUUACAGUAGCCUGUGCAAAAUUUUGUUCAUUUGAUAUGAGAUCUUUCAAUAUUGUAAAAGGUUCUGGUUUUACAUAUUUAUGUCAAUCAUUACUUAAUCUUGGCUAUCAAUAUGGUGUUGCUAAACUUGGUACACCUUCAUCAACAUCAUUAUUACCUGAUCCAACCAAUAUCGCUCGUACUGUUUCUCGAAUAUCAGAAGAUUACCGAAAAAAAUUGAAAGAUAUCCUGAAGAUUGAUUUACAAGGUGUGAAAUUAAUAGGCAUAUCAACAGACUAUUGGAAGAAUAGUGGUACAAGUGAGAGUUAUUUAACAAUUAAUGUUCAUUACUGCAGAGAUGAAGAAAAUAUUACUUACAUGUUACAUACUUGCUUAUUCGAACAAUCAAAAACAGGUGAUAAUACAAGAAAAAAAAUCUUUUUUAUCUUGGCAGGUUAUGAUAUUGAUCCAGACAAGUAUCAUAUAAUCUACAUAACAGAUAAUGGUUCAAAUCUUGUUUGUGGCUUGAAGGGAGAAGUACAUCUUAGAUGUAUUUGCCAUUGCUUGAAUUUAGCAUUACAUAAUGGUGUUAAACUAUGUCCAAACUUAGAAUUGUUAAUUAAGUCAUGUCAGGAAUUGUGUAGCCAUUUUAAACGUUGUGAAAUGAAUCAAUUAUUGCCAUCUAGUCUCAAACUGAAUGUUGAAACUCGUUGGAACUCGAUUCAUGAUAUGCUUGAAUCAAUAUCAUUGAACUUCGACAAUUGUGAAGAUCUUUUGUUGGAACGAGAUGAAACACAUUAUUUGCAUAAUAUUAAUCGAAAAUUAGUUAUAGAACUCGAGAAAUUUUUAUCAUUAUUCAAAGUAGCAAGUGAACAAUUAUCUGCUGAUACUUCACCGACACUACAUCUAGUUGUUCCUUGGUUUUGGAAAUUAAAAGGUUCUUGUACGCUUAAAGACGAUGAUCAUUUAUUAUUAAUUCAACUUAAAAAUGCUGUUUCAAAGAUGUUGGAUGAGAAAAUUCAUUUGACAUCAUUACAUUAUAUAGCUACAUGUUUAUAUCCUUCAACGAAAAAGCUUCAAAUAUUAGAUGAUAACUAUCGAACUGAAACUUAUGCUGAUAUUAGAAAAAUAAUGAUAACACUUGAUAUUCGUGAAGAAUGCUUAUCUUUAUCAUCUGAAAUGAACUCUAGAAUUACCAACAAACGAUCAAAAAAAAUGAAAAACAAUCAUGUUGUAGAAAAUGAUGUUAUGGUUGAAUUUGCUGGAGAUGUCGAGGAAGACUCAGAUGAUGAGUCAGACGAACUAGAUCGUUAUCUUACAACAAAAACUUCAUUCACAAAAGAUGAUACAUUAUUAAAAUGGUGGAAAAAACAUUCUCUAAUAUUUUCACAACUUGCUAUGCUAGCAAAAUCUUUAUUUGGAAUUCCAGCAAGUUCAGCAACAUCAGAACGUGUUUUUAGUUCGUUUGGAAGGAUUUUAGAAAAACGAAGACAAUUAUUAAGUCCAGAUGUUGUCGACGAUAUGUUAAUGAUUCGAAAUUUUCGAGAUAUGUGA
Molecule: messenger RNA, 1878 nt
Organism: Adineta ricciae
Lineage: Eukaryota; Metazoa; Rotifera; Eurotatoria; Adinetida; Adinetidae
Source: the annotation of a GenBank genome assembly